GAGGAGAUGUAGGCAAGUUUGACACAAAGGUGUCAAAAGCUCAAACGUAUCUCCAGCACAAGCACAAGUAGUAGAUGCACUCAAUAAAUGACCUAGCAAACCAAAAAUUUCAUCUUAAAAACCCUAAUUCCCUUCUUUUCUCUCUUUCUUUAAACCCCUUAAUCGCAUCUUUCGCCUCCCCAAUCUUUUCUAUUCAAUUGGUUUCAAGUUUAGUAGGUGCCAAGUUGAUUCUCAAAAUUGAUUUGCCGCACUACAAGAUCUAUACCUGCAUUUGAAGAUCAGAGAGCAUCCAACAGAAGAUCAAGGAAACACACAAUUAAUUCUGUUGAAUUUUGUUCAAAAUGGAUUCACGAGAAUCAUUAGCACCACCGCCGUCACUGCAGCAACACCACGCUCAUCACCAGCAGCAACAGCCACCGCCCGGUAUGAACAUGAUGAUGCCACCAAACUCUUUCCCUACCCACCACCACCUAUCCAACAACUCAAACACCGCUUCAGCCAACAACAAUAAAAAUGCCAACAUGAUGAGUCCCAAUUCGAUGCAACAACGCUUCCCCUUUAAUUCUCCUUCUAACCAAUACGGUGACGGAUCGUCUCCGUCCGGUGGGUUUAGGGCGGAUGGAUACAGCAUAGAGCCCGUCAGGAAGAAGAGGGGUCGACCGAGGAAGUAUUCACCGUCUCCUGAUGGCAACAUUGCCCUCGGUUUGGCCCCUGCUCCGAUCGCUGCUAUUCCUACUUCCGCUGCUGGUGGUGGGAAUUUGGAUUCUUCAAACGAUGGCAGCGGUGGAACCCCAAAUGCGGAUUCAUCUGCCAAGAAAAACAGAGGAAGGCCAGCGGGUUCUGGGAAGAGGCAAUUGGAUGCUUUAGGUGCACCUGGUGUUGGGUUUACGCCUCAUGUCAUUAUUGUUAAAGCAGGAGAGGAUAUAGCCUCAACAAUAAUGGCAUUUUCACAACAAGGGCCCCGCACUGUUUGUAUUCUUUCUGCCAAUGGUGCCAUUGGUAAUGUCACUCUUCGCCAGCCUGCAACUUCUGGUGGCACUGUAACUUAUGAGGGUAGAUUUGAGAUAAUAUCUUUAUCAGGCUCCUUCUUACACUCAGAGAGCAAUGGCAACAACAGCAAACCUAGCGGAUUGAGUGUUUCUCUUGCUGGUUCUGAUGGCCGGGUUUUGGGUGGUGGUGUGGCGGGGAUGCUGGUGGCUGCCUCACCUGUACAGGUUAUUGUUGGUAGCUUUAUUGCGGAUGCAAAGAAAUCAAAAUCUAGCGGUGGUCCAUCACCGGCGGCGGCACCACCAAACAUGUUGACAUUUGGUGGUGGUGGUGGGGCGGUGCCUGGUAUAAGUCCUCCAUCUGAAGGCCCGUCGAGUGAAUCAUCUGACGAGAGUGGGAGCAGCCCUCUUCAACGGAUCCCUGGCUCCUACAACAAUUCUUCCCACCACCAGCACCAGCAACAGCAGCACCACCAGCCGCCGCCACAGCAGCAGCAGCAGCAGCAACAGCAACAACAGCCGAUGCAGAAUCUGCCCAUGUAUACAAACAUGGGGUGGCCAAGCUCCACCAUGAACAUGCUUCCCAAUUGA
Molecule: messenger RNA, 1577 nt
Organism: Lactuca saligna
Lineage: Eukaryota; Viridiplantae; Streptophyta; Magnoliopsida; Asterales; Asteraceae
Source: the annotation of a GenBank genome assembly